CAUGCUCAAUGUUGUCUGAAAACCGAAAAUAUCAAGAAAGCCUUUCCAAGAUUUGUCUGUAAAUCCUGAACGGAGGAUGGCUGACAGACUAACUCAGCUGCAGGAGGCUGUUAAUCAUCAAGCAGACAAUCUUUGUAAUAGUAUUGGAAUAAUUCAGCAGAUUUCUGGCGAUAAUGAUCACACGAAGCUGUUUUCACAACUAAUAGCGAGAACAGCCAAGGAUAUCGAGGUUCUAAUUGAGAGUUUGCCCAGUGAGGAUUCUACAUCUAGUCUACAGGCUGCCAGUAUAGCUCUAUUAGAGGGAGAGAGUGAACUUGUAGAACAAGAAUUAAACAGAUCUGUGUUGGAAGGAGAAGAAUUAUUAAAAGUUCUUCAAUAUGCUCUCCGUGAUAUUGCCAACACUCAGAUGGAAAUAGAUCGACUGGCAGCUGUCGACGAAAUCAAAGUUUCCUCAGACAACUUUGCUCUUCAGUGAAUUCAUCAUGUCGGAAUCAGGACGAGAGUCGGACGAGUAUGAUUACAGUGAUUAUGAUUCGUCCGCGGACAGUGAGUUUACCGAUAACCUUCAUUCGUCCGACGAAGAGAGUGAAACCGAAUCGGAAGAUGUCCAUGGACAACAAGUUGCUGUUCGUCAGCGACGAUUUGUCGGAAAUACAGAUUCUGAGUUCGAAUGUGAGGAAGUUAUUGCCAUUAGAAAAACAAAGGUGAAGGAUGAACCGCAGAACUAUGCUCCGGAUCGUUGGCCGCCAAUUAUUGACUUUAUUUUCGUCUUUUCAUCAUUCCUCGCAGCUGCAGUGGCCGCAUAUUUUACUAUAUUUUAAUCGACAGUAUUCAUGGUUUUCUAAUUAAGAUUCCCAUGAAUAUAUCCGGUAGUUUCAUGUUUCUAUUGGUUCCACUGCUUUAAUAAGGUGCAUUUAAUAAGAUGCUAUAAGAAAAGUACAAAAAUCAGUCUUCUUGUAACUAGCUAAAAUGUAUUUAAUAUUCAGAAAUAAAUUGUUGAUACAAA
This is a messenger RNA of Eurytemora carolleeae, 1006 nucleotides long. It is a transcript of the gene MED21, whose product is annotated as mediator of RNA polymerase II transcription subunit 21. NCBI's taxonomy places the organism in Eukaryota, Metazoa, Arthropoda, Copepoda, Calanoida, Temoridae. The transcript is spliced from 4 exons. Gene Ontology annotation, cellular component: mediator complex. Gene Ontology annotation, biological process: regulation of transcription by RNA polymerase II. Gene Ontology annotation, molecular function: transcription coregulator activity. The record is from RefSeq and is a predicted model, not a curated record. The coding region runs from base 77 to 475 and encodes 132 amino acids.